AUGACAGGGUUGUUUCCCGGCUUCUUGUUUCCCUCGUCCGGCUUGAACAGAAUGUCCACGUCAGGAGGUCCAGGGGAAACUGCCACACAGACUAACAGAACGUUGGAGAGAUCUACAGUCAAUGGUCGUCCCAGACCCAAGAGCAGCCCAAUGUCUGGCGUGUAUGACGUCAGAAACUCCAGCACUGGUCUCAUCGUCCUCAAUAACAAACUAGCCAGAAAACCCACAGGCUCAAGAUUGUGUGGACAGGCGGACAUCACUUGGCGAAUCGUGAAACCAGACCCGGAAAGACAUUUUCGUAAAAAUGUUUCACGUGAUUACCCCGUACAUGACGGCAAAAAUCCCAGUAAUGAUGACAUCACAGGGAGACGACAUUCUUAUAUCACCAACAACUUCAGGCAAAACCAACCUGGCACAUCAAACUGGGUAGAUUCUGAAGUUUCCCAAGAACUAAGGGACCAUGUAAACAGUAUCUUGGACACCAUCACCGAAGAUGAUAUCAUGCGGAUGUAUCGGCGGCAGUGGAAAGGAUUUUACCGAAAUGUGUUAAGUCAAGACGCAUUCCGGGUCUACCGGACCAGAAUGUCCUCCAGACAACACAGAGCUGUGACGUCGAUUCUGGCAGACACCCGUCUAUCGCCAGGGGACAGGGUUUACCUUGGCAACAUUGCCGAGGCCUACAGUGUUGAAGACAUCAGGCGAGGCAGACAGACGCAGUACAACCAACGUUUCUGGCAUGCGGUCACUCAGGGUAGCUACAGUUUGCCAGAUUUAGUGAAGUACGGUCAAUAUCUAUUGAAGCCAAACACCAAACAGCAGCCGUCUUAUACAGGUGCCAAACACAAGCGUGGCAAGUCUGCUCCUGCAGCAAGGCAAGCUGGAAACUCACCCACCGACGGAAAUGGCCUGAGAUCAAACAUAGAUAAUGGCUUAUUGGAAAGGGCACACAAAGGAAGAAAAAGUCAGACAGACGUCUCUUCUUCGCAUUCAAAGACAACAAAAGAUCACGAUAAGAUGAUUACACAGAAAGGAAAGGAAAAAGCGAGGGACUUGUCUAGCAGACCAAGCAGUGAAAAAUCGCUGUUGUCGUUAAUGCUUGAGGUUGCAGAAGAGGACAACAGUUGUGGUAUCAAGUAA
Messenger RNA from Candidula unifasciata, 1137 nucleotides. Lineage: Eukaryota; Metazoa; Mollusca; Gastropoda; Stylommatophora; Geomitridae. The record is from the annotation of a GenBank genome assembly.